GCGUAUCUUGCAGUCAGCUCUCGAUAACUCGAAGUCCCAAGGAACCGGCUUUUUUCAGGAAUAGUGCAUAAUGGAUGAAGAAUGUUUGUUAUUUGAAAUUCCCUUGAUUGUGUAUAGUAAUUUGUAACUGAGUUCCACGAUGGAGAACAUCCAAGUUGGAGAAUUUCAGAAGUUCCCAAGUAUUAUUGAUUUGUUCAAGAAAAAGAAAUUUGUAACUAUGUGUGCUCCUAUGGUGCGAUAUUCCAAGUUGCCAUUUAGACUGCUUGUCAGAAAAUAUGCAUGUGAUGUUGCAUUUACACCCAUGAUCAUCAGCCAUUCUUUCAUUGAAUCUGUUAAAGCUCGUGACACAGACUUCACAACUAAUUGUGAAGAUAGGCCAUUGAUUGUUCAAUUUGCUGCAAGAAAUGGUCAAGAGCUUGCUGAAGCAGCUGAAAUUGCUUAUAGUUCCUCUGAUGGUGUGGAUUUAAACUGUGGCUGUCCGCAACGCUGGGCUCUUGCUGAUGGUUAUGGGGCAUGCUUAUUGGAUAAGCCUGAUCUUGUGCAUGAUAUGAUUUAUCAAGUUAGGAAUCGAUUACCUGAUUCAAAAUAUUCCAUCUCCUUAAAGAUUCGUAUUCAUGAUGACAUAAGAAAAACAGUGGAGGUUUGCCGAAGAGCAGAAAAGGCUGGUGCUACUUUUAUUAGUAUUCAUGGUCGCACAAAGCUGCAAAGAAAUGAGCCUAUUAACUUAGAUGGAAUCAAGCUGAUAAAAAGCUGCAUGAAGAUACCUAUUGUUGGUAAUGGAGAUGUCUUCCAUUUGAAAGAUGCAAUGAAUUUCCAAAAUGCUACAAAUGUUGAUGGUGUGAUGUCAGCACGAGGUUUACUUCAAAAUCCGUCACUCUUUACUGGAACAGAUGUUACACCUAUUGAAUGUAUUAAACAUUGGAUUUACCUGUCUUUAUCUUAUGGUGUUGCUUUUACUAAUAUGCAUCAUCAUUUAAUGUUUAUGCUUGAGAAAAAUUUGCCGAAAUCCGAAAGAAAAUAUUUUAAUUCAUUCAAUUCUUUAUCUGCUGUUUUGGAUUAUCUUGAUAAUUAUAUUUGAUGUUUUGAAAAAAAAAAAAGGUUUUGAGCUUGAAUCUAUACUAAUAUUAUAAAGAGAGAGAGCAGAUUUUGCAUGUUUAUAUAUUCGGGGUAAUCUGAAGAGCCACAGCACCAAUUUGAAAAAUUCUUUCUCAAUAUGAAAAGUAAAUUCAUACAGAGAAACACAGGCUAUAAAUCUAUACUAAUAAUAUAAAGCUGAAGAGUUUGUUUGAUAGCGCUAAUUUCAGGAACUACUGGUUCUAAUUGAAAAAUUCCUUUUGUGUUGAAUAGUCCAUUUAUUGAUAAAAGUGACCGAAAUAUUUGUAAUUGCAAAUUAUAUGUUUAAUUAAGUGUUUAGUUCUAUGAAUUCGUAAUAGAUGGCGGGGUAAAUAUUCCUAUUAGAUGGUAGGGUAAGUUAACUCAUUGAGGGGGCUCUGGCCGACAGUAUGGAUAGCUGCGAGGAACCAUGCCACCCGACUCGGACACAUGGUCGGCUAUGCUGUUGUGGUCUGCGAGCUGUGUUUUGAAUGCAUUUUUACUUCCUUUUACAAAAAAGGAAGUGUAUUCACGAAAAAAUUUUCACUCAAAAAACCGACCUAGAUUUCCAUUUUACUCAACCCCGAAUGAAUGUUGAGUUUUUUUUUCGACUCGACCACACGUGGAUAAGUGCCUAAGAAUGUAUAGACACGCGAAAUAUCCAUUUUGACGAUUCCCGAGUUAGUUAAGAGUUUUCUCGUGACGUAUGUAUGUCGCAUAACUCAAAAACGGUACGUCCUAAAAAGUUGAAAUUUGGUACCUAGACUCCUAGUGAGGUCUAGUUGUGCACCUCCCCUUUUAUUUGCAUUCAUGUAUUUCUAAAGGGGUCUUUGCCCCUUUUUUGGGGGAAAUCAUUGUUAAUUUCGAUGGAUACUCAAGUGGUGUUAUAACUUGGCAGACACUUGGGGAUAUAUCGCCAGUCUUUUGGUCGCCAACUUGGCGAUAAAUUUGGCGAUUUUUUGUUUUUAAAUUUGGUUUCAAUUUCGCCACUUGUGGUGAUAUUUAGAGAGUGAACUAUUGAAUCACAUUAAAAUUGCCAAUAAUGGGAAAAUGACAUUAAAUUGGAGUAAAAGGAAGUCAUGUGAUGCACACAUCAGCUCAUUUUUCGAUAUUCGGGUACAUAAUUUGAUUUUGUAGGAUUUUUCUAUUGGGUUUUGCUUUCUGAAUUUCUUCAAUGUUUGUUUUUGUUCUUAUAGUUGAAGAUACACUCGGGAACACUGAAAAUAGUACCCCAAAAAAGAAGAAAGUUACAAUCGCGAAAUUUUGCAUAUAAGAAGAGUGACAUCUGAUAUGCAAAUGAUCCAAGUUUGGUGUCAAUAUGCAUAACCCUUUACCCACGUAUCAGUGCAAUCGGGAGAAAGGUGGCAUAUAAACCAGUGCUUAACUUAAGAUUCAUAAAUGUUAAGAUUACAUCUCGAUUGUUGGAGAACCUUAAUGACUGAAGGAUGCCAGGUAGGCGAGUUAGAAAACCUUUCUCACACUUAAGUGAGUUUGAGAGAGGUUUGUCAUCAGCAUGAAAAUUGCAGGCUGGUCGAGGAGCUGUGUUGCUGCCCAGGUAGAUCAUUCGGAGUGUUCCGUUAGAAAGUGUUGGAGCCAGGGGAAACGAAAUGGUACUUAGGUGAGAAAAACCGGGUCUUUAGUGACCAGGAAGACAAGAAGAGAGGAUCGAAGGAUCGUCCGGCAAGCGCUCGUGGAUCCCACAGUGACUCAUUGCGCCGUACUUGCAGACGUAGGGGUAGCAGUUGUUCCCCAAACCAUUUCUAGACGUCUAGCGGGAGUGAAUCUGCAGUCCGGGUGUUUUUUUCAUGUACUCCCUUUAAAACCAAAGCAUAGGCAACUCGGUCUACAUUAAUGCAAAGCCAGAGCAAUGUAGGAUGUCACUGACUGGCAAAAGGUGAUGUUCAGUGAUGAAUCCCGGUUCGUUUUGGGGUCGGAUGAUAACCGAGCACGGGUGUGGAGGUGCCCUAGAAAAAGGUACCAUUCCAUCCACUCUGUCGCAAGACACACUGCCUGCAUCAUGGGUAUAAUGGUCUCUGGGGCCAUAGCCUAUGAUAGCCUUUAACGAGUCAGUGUUAUGUUAAUGAAAUUCUGGGACUACAUGUAGGGCUGUUUCUAAAUGGUCUCCCAGGUGCAAUUUUCCAGCAAGAUAAUGCUCGGCCGCAUGCAGCUAGAGUCGCACAAGUCUUCCUUAAGUUCUUUCGAGACUCUUCCAUGGCCAGCCUGCUCCCCUGUCUUGUCCCCUACAGAGCAUGUAUGGGAUCAGCUGAAACGCCAGAUGCUGCCGUGCUACUCUGUGUAAGAUUUAGAAGUGGCUGUUCAAAAUUUGUGGGUCUAUCUGCCUCAGGACAACAUCAGACGUUUAAUUAGCUCAAUGCCAGACCGUGUUGCGGCUUGUAUUGCUGCAAAAGGGGGUCCGACGCACUAUUGAAGUAUCCCUGUAUUUAUCUCAUUUCUUAGCCUGUAUCUUUAACUGUCUUGAUUUUAGGAAUCAAGUUUAUCUCUCACCUAUAUUAUUCUGUAUAUUAAAUUUCACUUCAAUCCAAAGUUUUCUUUUUGGGGCGCUAUUUUCAAUGUUCCUGAUUGUAGUUACUUCUCUAAGUAAAUAAUUUGAUUUGUCGUAUUGUUCAAUUGUGAUUGAUCUUUAUAAUGUUUUUUAUAGUAUUUGUUUAUUGGCAAAACAUUUUAAAUUACAUAAAAAAAACCACUUCACUCACUAAAGGGCAGGGUUACGUUAGCGUGGUUGCUUGGUGCGUCAAGCUAUGAAUUAAUACAGUUGAAGGAUUAUUUUGACUUUUAAAGCUACUGUUAAUCUUAUGUGUUUUGGCAAAUAGUUUUUAUUUCCAAAGAGACUUUAAUAGGUUUUUUGAAGAAAAAUGAUCAUUUCUCACAUCAGAAGAGGGGGGACGUGGAUUUUUUUGAAUUCAACAGACUUCUUUUAAAUUCUUAGCACGAGCAUCUUUGUGCGGUUACUGCUAGUUAUGCAUAUUUGUAUGUAUACAAUUUUUUUAAUUAAUAAAAUUUGUCUUGACUACCA
Molecule: messenger RNA, 4126 nt
Organism: Uloborus diversus
Lineage: Eukaryota; Metazoa; Arthropoda; Arachnida; Araneae; Uloboridae
Gene: Dus4
Product: tRNA-dihydrouridine(20a/20b) synthase [NAD(P)+]-like
Exons: 8
Coding region: 140-1078 (312 amino acids)
Biological process (GO): tRNA processing
Molecular function (GO): flavin adenine dinucleotide binding; tRNA dihydrouridine synthase activity
Source: RefSeq, a predicted model, not a curated record